This is a messenger RNA of Telopea speciosissima, 651 nucleotides long. RefSeq lists its product as uncharacterized. Lineage: Eukaryota; Viridiplantae; Streptophyta; Magnoliopsida; Proteales; Proteaceae. The record is from RefSeq and is a predicted model, not a curated record. Gene Ontology annotation, molecular function: zinc ion binding; nucleic acid binding. The transcript has a single exon. Bases 1 to 651 code for a protein of 216 amino acids.
AUGGUCAAUAUGGAUGAGCUUAUGGGAUCUCUCCUAACUCAUGAAGUUGAGUUAAAUGAAGAUAACAAGUGGGCAGAGAUGAAGGAGCCAAAGAGAAAGACUAUUGCACUAAAAGCUGCAAACUCCUCUGAUGAUGAAAUGGAUGAAGAUGAAAAUCUGAGUAUAUCAGAACAGGAGAUGUCUCUAAUCCCUAAGAACUUCCAAAAAUUCUUCAAAAGGAAAGGAAGAAAGUUCUUCAACAAAUUACAAACAUCAAGAGAGAACAAAGGUAAAUACAUCUCUAAGGAUAAACGUUCUUUGUCUAACAGAAAAGAUAUAGUUUAUUAUGAAUGCAGAAAGCCUGGUCACUUCAAAACUGAGUGUCCAAAGGGUCAAGACAAGAAGAAAGCCUAUGUCACUGAAAUAUCAUGGGAUUCGGAUGAAGAACAAGAAGAAGAUCAAUCCGAAGAAGAAACCACAAACCUAGCACUAAUGGCUCAUGAAAAAGAAAAUGAAUUAGAGGUAAAUUCUGACUUUUUUAGUUCAAAUAGCAAUUCAAUUGAUUAUAUUGAUACAAAUGAUAUAAAUGAAGAUGAUAUAGAAAGAGGCUUUGAAGCUCUCUAUGAGGCAAGCCAAAAGCUUGAGGCUUCCAACUCUACAUUAGAAAAAUAA